Molecule: messenger RNA, 1132 nt
Organism: Centropristis striata (black sea bass)
Lineage: Eukaryota; Metazoa; Chordata; Actinopteri; Perciformes; Serranidae
Gene: cep44
Product: centrosomal protein 44
Exons: 10
Coding region: 83-1117 (344 amino acids)
Cellular component (GO): centrosome; spindle pole
Source: RefSeq, a predicted model, not a curated record
CUUCUGAUCACCGGUAGAAACAAACCUCCGGUUAGCAGUUUAGGUUAGCGCGUCUGUCUCUCCCCUCUCCCGGUUUAUUAAAAUGCUUUCCACCGGAGAUGUUAACGGCUGUCUUCGUAAACUGGAAACUCUCCUGCGGUCGAUAAAGUAUCCAGGAUAUGUCGACUACAAUGGCCUUUCUAAAGGAGAUCCCUCAGCUUUUUUACCAAUUGUGAGCUUCACCCUCACUUCCUUUUCUCCACCUUUUGCUAAACAACUAAUGGAGGCUGGACUGGAGCUGACAGGCAAAACUGACCUCCGAUUCACUGACACUCUUUAUAAGGUACUGCGAGACGUGUUCCACUAUAAGCCCAUACUGACCAAGCAGCAGUUCCUACAGUGGGGUUUCUCUCUAAGGAAAGUCUCUGUCACCUGUGACAUCAUUAACUUUGUCCUGCAGAAACACAAUCAAAAGAAGAAGCCAAAAGUCAGAUGUCCUGUCUCACACAAGGAUGACCGUGAAGAAGGUCCUCCAACACUGACUGACGCAGAAACUGUUUCUGAGAGGCCAUCUGAUGUGAACCACGUAGAAAAUUCCUCCAUUUUUCCCAAAAAUUCAACUGAUGCAUCCUCCUCCGAUAAUGUAACCUCUCAUAAAGAAGUGUGCUCCUCCAGUUCUCCUGGAAAUGGGAUCAGAGAGGUGGCAGGGUGGGAGGAGGAGAAAGAUAACAUUCCUUAUACAUCAGAGAUGGAGGUUAGGCUUUCAGCACUGGAAUCUCAACAACAGAGUCUUCUGUCUGGGCUAAACAGGCUCAGUAUCCUGGAGAAACGCCUGGAAGAACUUGACAAACAGAGAAACAAAGACAAGAAUGAAGGAGACGUCAUCACUAUAUCCAGAGAGAGCUGGGAAAAUCUGAUGAGCAGAGUCCUGUUAUUGGAAACUAAACUAGAUCUGAACACAGUCCAGUUAAGCGACCCGCCGCAAUGUCCAUCAUCUGUGUUCUCCUGUUCUUCCAGCUCCAUGCCUGAUGCUUCCAAGGAGGACCUUAAGAACAGGCUAGAGAGGAUCACCAACAUGCUGAAGAGCACCUCCAGUUUGCUGAAGAACAAUAAAUCCUCCACAACAAACUGCAAAUAAAUUUUGAUAAUUUAU